Molecule: messenger RNA, 6772 nt
Organism: Lynx canadensis (Canada lynx)
Lineage: Eukaryota; Metazoa; Chordata; Mammalia; Carnivora; Felidae
Gene: CKAP5
Product: cytoskeleton associated protein 5
Exons: 44
Coding region: 204-6305 (2033 amino acids)
Biological process (GO): establishment or maintenance of microtubule cytoskeleton polarity; microtubule polymerization; mitotic spindle organization
Cellular component (GO): kinetochore; centrosome; spindle pole
Molecular function (GO): microtubule plus end polymerase activity; microtubule plus-end binding
Source: RefSeq, a predicted model, not a curated record
GCUUAGGUGGCGAAAGAGCGUAAACAAUGCCGGCUGCAGUGAGCUAAAGCCUGGGGCAUCUGCUCUACUUCUGGGUGGUGACAGCGGCCCUAGGGUGCUUGUUUGGAUAUGCAGUGGUUGAGCUGUGUCCACGACCCGGCUUUGCCCCAGCCUGGUUCCUCUUGCGGAAUUACUCUUAAUUCUGAGGAGAAACUGGAAGCACAAUGGGAGAUGACAGUGAGUGGAUGAAACUGCCGGUUGAUCAAAAAUGUGAACACAAGCUCUGGAAAGCAAGGUUAAGUGGAUAUGAAGAAGCCCUGAAGAUCUUCCAGAAAAUAAAGGAUGAAAAGAGCCCAGAAUGGUCCAAAUUUUUAGGACUGAUCAAAAAAUUUGUGACUGAUUCCAAUGCAGUGGUUCAGCUGAAAGGGUUAGAAGCUGCACUUGUGUAUGUUGAAAAUGCCCAUGUAGCAGGAAAAACCACAGGAGAAGUUGUGUCAGGUGUCGUAAGUAAAGUGUUCAACCAGCCCAAAGCCAAAGCCAAGGAGCUAGGCAUUGAGAUUUGUCUGAUGUACAUAGAGAUUGAGAAAGGAGAGGCUGUGCAAGAAGAGCUCCUAAAAGGCCUGGACAACAAGAACCCCAAGAUUGUAGUGGCCUGCAUAGAGACACUGAGGAAAGCCUUAAGUGAAUUUGGUUCCAAAAUCAUCUUGCUUAAGCCAAUUAUCAAAGUGUUGCCAAAACUCUUUGAGUCUCGAGAAAAGGCUGUUCGAGAUGAAGCAAAACUAAUUGCUGUGGAGAUUUACAGAUGGAUUCGGGACGCUCUAAGACCCCCAUUACAAAAUAUAAACUCUGUCCAGUUGAAAGAACUAGAAGAAGAAUGGGUCAAAUUGCCAACAGGUGCUCCUAAACCAAGUCGAUUUCUGCGUUCCCAGCAAGAACUAGAAGCGAAAUUGGAACAGCAACAGUCUGCUGGUGGCGAUGCUGAGGGAGGUGGUGAUGAUGGUGAUGAGGUGCCACAGAUAGAUGCUUAUGAGCUAUUGGAGGCAGUAGAAAUUCUUUCCAAACUUCCCAAAGACUUUUAUGAUAAAAUUGAGGCAAAAAAAUGGCAAGAGAGAAAAGAAGCCCUGGAGGCUGUAGAAGUACUAGUGAAAAACCCCAAACUGGAAGCAGGCGAUUAUGCAGAUUUAGUAAAAGCAUUAAAGAAGGUUGUUGGAAAGGACACCAAUGUCAUGUUGGUGGCUUUGGCAGCAAAAUGUCUUACUGGCCUAGCUGUUGGACUAAGGAAGAAAUUUGGACAAUAUGCAGGACAUGUUGUGCCAACCAUUUUGGAAAAAUUCAAAGAGAAGAAGCCUCAGGUGGUGCAAGCCCUGCAGGAGGCAAUUGAUGCAAUCUUCCUUACUACCACACUACAGAACAUCAGUGAGGAUGUUUUAGCAGUAAUGGAUAAUAAAAAUCCAACCAUCAAGCAGCAGACAUCUCUUUUCAUUGCCAGAAGCUUCCGCCACUGCACUGCUUCUACCCUCCCAAAGAGCUUGCUAAAGCCCUUUUGUGCUGCUCUACUUAAGCACAUCAAUGAUUCUGCUCCUGAAGUCAGAGAUGCUGCAUUUGAAGCACUGGGCACUGCUUUGAAAGUGGUGGGUGAGAAAGCAGUAAAUCCAUUCUUAGCUGAUGUGGACAAACUCAAGCUUGAUAAGAUCAAAGAAUGUUCAGAAAAAGUAGAGCUCGUACAUGGUAAGAAAGCUGGACUUGCAGCAGACAAGAAGGAAUUCAAGCCUGCUCCUGGAAGGACUGCUGCCUCAGGGGCUGCAGGAGAUAAGGACACAAAGGACAUUUCAGCACCCAAACCAGGACCCUCAAAAAAGGCACCUGCUACUAAGGCUGGUGGGCCACCUAAGAAGGGGAAGCCAGCUGCGUCAGGAGGUGCAGGGGGCACUGGAACCAAGAAUAAGAAAGGACUGGAAACCAAAGAAAUCGUGGAGCCUGAGCUUUCGAUAGAAGUAUGUGAAGAAAAAGCUUCAGCUGUCCUUCCUGCUACCUGUAUACAGCUUCUAGACAGCAGUAACUGGAAGGAAAGGCUGGCUUGUAUGGAGGAGUUCCAGAAGGCUGUUGAACUAAUGGAUCGAACAGAAAUGCCAUGCCAGGCAUUAGUGAGGAUGCUGGCCAAGAAACCUGGAUGGAAGGAAACCAAUUUUCAGGUGAUGCAGAUGAAGCUUCACAUAGUUGCUUUGAUUGCCCAGAAAGGGAAUUUUUCCAAAACUUCAGCUCAGAUUGUCUUGGAUGGCCUUGUGGACAAGAUUGGAGAUGUAAAGUGUGGUAACAAUGCAAAAGAAGCUAUGACAGCAAUAGCCGAAGCUUGCAUGUUACCGUGGACAGCUGAACAGGUUAUGUCAAUGGCUUUCUCACAGAAGAAUCCCAAGAAUCAAUCAGAAACUCUGAAUUGGCUAUCAAAUGCAAUAAAAGAAUUUGGUUUUUCUGGGCUGAAUGUGAAAGCUUUCAUUAGCAAUGUGAAGACAGCUCUUGCUGCAACAAACCCAGCUGUGAGGACUUCCGCCAUCACCCUACUUGGUGUGAUGUAUCUGUAUGUUGGCCCCUCUUUGCGAAUGUUCUUUGAAGAUGAGAAGCCUGCCCUCCUAUCCCAGAUAGAUGCAGAAUUUGAGAAGAUGCAGGGACAGAGCCCACCUGCUCCAACCAGAGGGAUUUCCAAACACAGCAUAAGUGGUACAGAUGAAGGAGAAGAUGGAGAUGAGCCAGAUGAGGGGGGCAAUGAUGUUGUGGAUCUUUUGCCAAGGACAGAAAUCAGUGAUAAAAUCACCUCAGAGUUGGUGUCUAAGAUUGGUGACAAGAAUUGGAAGAUCAGGAAAGAAGGUCUAGAUGAAGUGGCAGGUAUUAUCAAUGAAGCCAAAUUUAUCCAACCGAAUAUAGGUGAACUGCCAACUGCCUUGAAGGGUCGACUCAAUGAUUCAAAUAAAAUCUUGGUGCAACAAACAUUGAAUAUCCUCCAGCAGCUGGCCGUAGCAAUGGGCCCAAAUAUCAAGCAACAUGUGAAGAACUUAGGCAUCCCUAUCAUCACAGUCCUUGGAGACAGCAAGAACAAUGUUCGGGCGGCUGCCCUAGCGACUGUGAAUGCUUGGGCAGAACAGACAGGCAUGAAGGAAUGGCUGGAGGGAGAAGAUCUUUCUGAAGAACUCAAAAAGGAAAAUCCUUUCUUGAGGCAAGAGCUUCUGGGCUGGUUGGCUGAGAAACUGCCGAGUCUUCGUUCCACCCCCACUGACCUCAUCCUUUGUGUUCCUCAUCUCUACUCCUGCCUGGAGGACCGUAAUGGAGAUGUGCGGAAGAAGGCCCAAGAUGCCUUGCCAUUCUUCAUGAUGCACUUGGGAUAUGAGAAAAUGGCCAAGGCCACUGGGAAACUAAAGCCAACUUCUAAAGAUCAGGUACUGGCCAUGCUAGAGAAAGCCAAAGCUAACAUGCCAGCCAAGCCUGCUGCAUCUGCUAAAGCAGCUUCCAAACCGAUGGGAGGGUCAGCUCCAGCCAAAUUCCAGCCAGCUUCAGCACCUGUUGAAGAUUCUGUUUCCAGCACUGUAGAACCCAAGCCUGAUCCAAAAAAGGCCAAAGCUCUAGGAGUUUCCUCUAAAGCAAAGAGUGCACAAGGAAAGAAAGUGCCCAGCAAAACCAGCUUAAAGGAAGAUGAAGACAAAUCUGGUCCUAUCUUCAUUGUUAUUCCAAAUGGAAAGGAGCAAAGAAUGAAAGAUGAAAAAGGAUUAAAGGUGCUAAAGUGGAAUUUUACUACUCCACGGGAUGAAUACAUUGAGCAACUAAAGACUCAGAUGUCUAGCUGCGUGGCUAAGUGGCUACAAGAUGAGAUGUUUCACUCAGACUUUCAGCAUCAUAACAAAGCCCUUGCUGUCAUGGUUGAUCACUUGGAGAGUGAAAAAGAGGGUGUAAUUGGUUGCCUGGAUCUCAUCUUAAAGUGGCUUACCCUGCGGUUUUUUGACACCAAUACAAGCGUCCUAAUGAAAGCCCUAGAAUAUUUAAAAUUGCUCUUCACACUGCUAAGUGAGGAGGAAUAUCAUCUGACUGAGAACGAAGCAUCUUCCUUCAUCCCUUAUCUCAUCCUCAAGGUUGGAGAACCAAAGGAUGUCAUUCGUAAAGAUGUCCGUGCCAUCCUGAACCGGAUGUGCCUUGUCUACCCAGCCAGCAAGAUGUUCCCCUUCAUCAUGGAAGGAACCAAAUCCAAAAACUCUAAGCAAAGAGCAGAGUGCCUGGAAGAACUGGGGUGUCUGGUCGAGUCCUAUGGCAUGAAUGUUUGCCAACCAACCCCAGGGAAAGCCUUAAAGGAGAUAGCAAUUCACAUCGGAGACCGUGACAAUGCUGUGCGCAAUGCUGCCCUCAAUACCAUCGUCACCGUGUACAAUGUACACGGGGAUCAGGUGUUCAAACUGAUUGGAACUCUUUCUGAAAAGGAUAUGAGCAUGCUCGAGGAGAGGAUUAAGCGGUCAGCAAAGAGGCCUUCUGCUGCACCAAUAAAACAGGUGGAAGAGAGACCUCAGCGCACACAGAGCAUAAACUCCAAUGCCAACAUGCUGCGCAAGGGACCAGCUGAGGACAUGUCCUCCAAACUCAACCAAGCCCGAAGCAUGAGUGGGCAUCCUGAGGCAGCCCAGAUGGUUCGCCGAGAAUUCCAGCUGGAUCUAGAUGAGAUUGAGAAUGACAAUGGUACAGUUCGAUGUGAAAUGCCAGAGCUUGUUCAGCACAAACUGGAUGACAUUUUUGAACCCGUCCUUAUUCCUGAACCCAAAAUCCGGGCUGUUUCUCCACACUUUGAUGACAUGCACAGUAAUACAGCAUCCACAAUCAAUUUCAUUAUCUCCCAAGUAGCCAGUGGUGACAUCAACACGAGCAUCCAAGCUCUGACACAGAUCGAUGAGGUCCUGAGACAGGAAGACAAAGCUGAAGCUAUGUCUGGCCAUAUUGAUCAGUUUCUGAUAGCCACGUUCAUGCAGCUAAGACUCAUCUACAACACACAUAUGGCAGAUGAGAAAUUGGAGAAAGAUGAGAUCAUCAAGCUUUAUAGCUGUAUCAUUGGCAACAUGAUUUCGCUGUUUCAGAUAGAAAGCCUUGCCCGGGAGGCCUCCACUGGAGUACUGAAAGACCUGAUGCAUGGCCUCAUCACCUUAAUGCUGGACUCUAGGAUUGAAGAUCUAGAGGAAGGACAACAGGUGAUCCGCUCUGUGAACCUCUUGGUGGUGAAGGUUCUGGAGAAGUCAGACCAGACCAACAUCCUGAGUGCCCUACUUGUUUUGCUCCAAGACAGCCUGCUAGCAACAGCCAGUUCUCCCAAAUUCUCAGAGCUUGUUAUGAAGUGUCUCUGGAGAAUGGUUCGACUCUUGCCUGAUACCAUUAACAGCAUUAAUCUGGACAGAAUUCUUCUGGACAUACAUAUUUUCAUGAAGGUCUUCCCCAAAGAGAAACUGAAGCAAUGCAAAAGUGAAUUUCCCAUAAGGACCCUAAAGACACUGCUCCACACUUUAUGCAAAUUAAAAGGGCCCAAGAUCCUAGACCACCUAACAAUGAUUGACAACAAGAACGAAUCUGAGCUGGAGGCCCACCUCUGCCGGAUGAUGAAGCACAGCAUGGACCAGACCGGGAGCAAGUCUGAUAAGGAAACAGAAAAGGGAGCAUCUCGAAUAGAUGAAAAAUCAUCAAAGGCCAAAGUGAAUGAUUUCUUGGCUGAGAUUUUUAAGAAGAUUGGCUCUAAAGAGAACACCAAAGAGGGCCUAGCAGAGUUAUAUGAAUAUAAGAAGAAAUAUUCAGAUGCCGACAUUGAACCCUUCCUGAAAAAUUCCUCCCAGUUCUUCCAGAGCUAUGUUGAAAGAGGCCUUCGGGUGAUUGAGAUGGAGAGAGAAGGCAAAGGCCGUAUUCCCUCAUCAACAGGCAUCUCCCCUCAGACGGAGGUCACGUGUAUGUCUGCUCCCACAAGCACAGUGUCCUCCAUUGGUAACACGAACGGAGAGGAGGUGGGACCGUCGGUCUACCUGGAAAGACUCAAAAUCCUCCGACAGCGGUGUGGUCUGGACAAUACAAAGCAAGAUGACCGACCUCCGCUGACCUCUCUGCUCUCCAAACCAGCAGUUCCCACGGUUGCCUCUUCCACAGACAUGCUGCACAGCAAACUCUCUCAGCUCCGGGAGUCCCGGGAGCAGCACCAGCACUUGGACCUGGAUUCUCACCAGACUCACUCUUCAGGAACCACGACCACGUCCUCGUCCUCCACGGCUAACAUUGACGACUUGAAAAAGAGACUGGAGAGAAUAAAGAGCAGUCGCAAGUGAAGCCGCCCCAGCCCCCGGCACCCCGCAGCUUCAGUUCACUAAACUCGGAGUCCUCCUAGUCGAAGGGCCUCGGCAGGCCUAGCACACAGACUGGCCGGCUGCACACACCGCGGGUCCGGGAGGAGCCGCCGCGGCGCGAGUCGUUGUACAUACUCUGCUUCUCCGCCAGCGCCCUGCCUCUAGAAGACCGUCCGUGUAGUAGUUUAGUGUACAGACUUGUAAACAGCUGCCCUCCUCUCAGCUCCGACUAGUCUCCGUAGCCUUUGUCUUUUAUUUUUAACUGCUCAUUUGUAAAGUCGUCCUGAUCUUUCCUAGCUUUUAACUAUUAGAAACUUUAAUAGUUUUUCCUUUGAGUUUGUGAGCUCUUCUCCCUGUAGCCCUGAAGGGUCACUGUAUUCUGUAUGAAUGCAUGGCAUGGUACAACUAAUUUAAGAGUCUUUUAUAAAUAAAGUUUGCAUUAACUAGAA